AUGACUCCAUUUGAGGCAUUAUAUGGCCUCCCUCCUUCUCAACAAGCUUUAGGACCAUACCUUCAGACUAGAGUGGCUGUAGUGGGAGAUUACAUCAAGGAAAGGCAGCAGAUGGAUAACAUGUUGAAACAGAACUUGAAACAGGUACACGAAAGGAUGAAGAAAUAUGCUGAUGAGAAGAGGAGUAAGAGGGAAUUCAGUGAAAGAGAUUGGGUGUAUCUAAGGUUACAACCAUAUAGACAGAGCUCAAUAGCCUUGCGAGGAAACACCAAACUCUCAGCAAAGUAUUUUGGCCCAUACCAGAUAACAGAAAGGAUAGGAGAGGUAGCAUACAGACUGAAUCUACUCACUUCUUCAAAGGUCCACCCUGUCUUCCAUGUGUCAUUGCUCAAGAAAAAGAUUGGUGACAAGGCCACACCUACACUCCAACUACCAGAAACAAAUAAGAAUGGGCAUUGGAGGAUAGAACUAGCAGCAGUGAUUGGUAGGAGGAUGGUAAAGAAAAGAAAUGCUGCUACAACUCAGUGGUUAAUCCACUGGUGGGGCACAGAUCCUGUAGAAGCUACAUGGGAGGAUGCAGAGGAGAUUAGGAAACAAUUCCCCACCUUCCAAUCUUGA
Messenger RNA from Coffea arabica (coffee), 618 nucleotides. RefSeq lists its product as uncharacterized. NCBI's taxonomy places the organism in Eukaryota, Viridiplantae, Streptophyta, Magnoliopsida, Gentianales, Rubiaceae. The record is from RefSeq and is a predicted model, not a curated record.